Messenger RNA from Vigna unguiculata (cowpea), 2264 nucleotides. RefSeq names its product putative WRKY transcription factor 20. The record is from RefSeq and is a predicted model, not a curated record. Gene Ontology annotation, biological process: regulation of DNA-templated transcription. Lineage: Eukaryota; Viridiplantae; Streptophyta; Magnoliopsida; Fabales; Fabaceae. Gene Ontology annotation, molecular function: sequence-specific DNA binding; DNA-binding transcription factor activity.
AAAGAAGGGUUUAAAAUGACAGAGAAGAGAAGAGAGUCACAGACAUGUGAGUGAGUUGUUUGUGAGAGAAAGAGAGAUCCAACAUUGUAAGUCAACUGAGUCUCUUACAGCAUCUCUGACACAACACAACCUUCAAACACAAAACACAAACACAACACAACACCCACAAAACAAAAAUUGCAUCUUUGAAAUGACCCUUUUGCCCUUCGCUACCUCCCUACUUCUGCUCUGACUCUCAUCAACGCUACCGCCCACAAUGGACGCCUCCACCGCCACCACCUCCGCCGAGCCCAGCCCAAGUUCGGAGCUCUGCCUCAACGGGGCAUCCGAGGAUCCGAAUCGAGGUGGCUCGGGUCAGAAUUCCACGGCGAGGUACAAGCUGAUUGCGCCGGCGAAGCUUCCGAUCUCGAGGUCGCCCUGCAUCACGAUUCCUCCGGGACUGAGUCCUACGUCGUUUCUGGAAUCACCGGUUCUUCUCUCCAACAUGAAGGUGGAGUCUUCACCAACUACAGGGUCUCUCCGGAAGCUUCAACAAACAGUACAUGGUUCUAAGGCUUCUGCUACAUUUGCAUUAACCACUGCAUGCUUCAAUACCAAUACUGUUGAUGACAGGAAAUCAAGCUUCUUUGAGUUUAAACCACUCAACAGGUUGAAUAUGGUUCCUGUAGACUUCAAUAACCAUGUUAUCAAACAAUCAACUCAAGUAGAAGGUCUAGGAAAAGCACAAUCAUUUGUUUCCUCACCAUUAGGUGAAAGUGAGAUAGCAGUUCCUGCUAACGAAUUAAGUCUAUCAUCACCUGUACAAAUGGUUAGUUCUAGUCCUAGUGCUCCUGUUGAUGUUGAUUUGGAUGACGUUAACCACAAAAGCAACACAGCUACUGGGCUUCAAGCAUCACAUGUUGAGGUUAGAGGCAAUGGACUUUCAGUUGCAGCUGAGAAAACAUCUGAUGAUGGAUACAAUUGGCGAAAGUACGGGCAAAAACUUGUUAAAGGAAGUGAAUUUCCACGCAGUUAUUACAAAUGUACACAUCCAAACUGUGAAGUGAAAAAACUUUUUGAACGCUCUCAUGAUGGUCAAAUCACUGAGAUAAUUUACAAGGGAACACAUGAUCACCCCAAACCUCAACCAAGCUGCCGAUACUCUACUGGUACUGUUAUGUCUAUUCAAGUAGAGAGAUCCGAUAAGGAUUCUUCUUUGGCUGGCCUAGAUGACAAAGCAUCCUCCAUGUAUGGUCAGUUGUCUCAUGCUGCUGAGCCCAACAGUGCUUCUGAGCCAUCACCUGUAGCAACAAACGAUGAUGGUUUAGAGGGUGUCGGGUUUGCGUCAAACAGGAUUAGUGAUGACGCUGAUGAUGAUGAUCCCUUCUCAAAGCGGAGAAAAAUGGAACUUGGAAAUGUUGACAUCACUCCUGUAGUUAAGCCUAUCCGGGAGCCACGGGUUGUUGUACAAACUUUGAGUGAGGUUGAUAUAUUGGAUGAUGGGUAUCGCUGGCGUAAGUAUGGCCAAAAGGUGGUGAGAGGCAAUCCUAACCCAAGGAGUUAUUACAAAUGCACAAAUGCGGGUUGCCCUGUCAGAAAACAUGUGGAGAGGGCAUCUCAUGAUCCAAAAGCAGUGAUAACCACAUAUGAGGGUAAACACAACCAUGAUGUACCAGCUGCAAAGAAUAGCAGCCAUGACAUGGCAGUAGCAGCAGCUGGACAGACAAGAAUUAAGUUAGAAGAAAGUGAUACCAUUAGCCUUGACCUUGGGAUGGGAAUUAGCUCAGCUGCUGAACAUAGAUCAAAUGCACAAGGGAAAAUAAUGCACUCUGAAUUUGGGAACACUCAAACUCACACAAGUAAUUCCAAUUUCAAGUUUGUUCAUACUACCUCAGCUCCAGUAUACUUUGGUGUUCUAAAUAACAGCUCUAAUCCCUAUGGUUCUAGAGACAAUAGGACUGAUGGUCCGGCUUUAAACCAUGCCUCGUAUCCUUGCCCACAGAGCAUGGGAAGAAUACUAAUGGGUCCAUGAAGUUGAUCACACAUCAGACAUGAAAAUAAAAGUUCUGAGUAACAUUUUACUUUCUUUUUUAAUUUUUGGCGGGUAUAGCUUCAAAGGUGUAACAUCUCAUUUUCUGUAAGAAAAUGCAGAUAGUUCUUUUAUGUUUAUAUCACUAUUUGAGAGCUGCCGUUAUGUAGAAUUGGUAGCAGCUCCAUCAUGUUGACUUUUAAAUCUUUGUAAUUGUAUAAUUAUUUAUAAUCAUAUCCAAAUUCUUCUGUAUAAA